CCCUCCCUCCCUCCCUCCCGCCCCCACCAAAUCUGGGAGUUCCCGGACGCCAUUGCCCCCACCUUUUCCCCCCAGCACAAGGAAAGCACGCCAGCGAGAGAAGGAACAGCAGAGGCUGCACGGCAGAAUUACCGUGAGCAAUUCGGAAGCCGCGCCGGAGCCGGGUCGAAUCGGGCCGUGGCGAGGGGAAAUGUCCGGCUUCGUCGGGGUCGUCGUCUCCGACCCCUCCCUGCAGGGCCAGUUCACGCAGGUCGAGCUCCGAUCGCUCAAGGCCAAGUUCGUGUCUCUGAAGAGGGACUCCGGCCAUGUCACCACCAAGAACCUCCCGGGGCUGAUGAAGAAGCUCAGGGGACUUCACGAAGUGGUCCCCGAGGAGGAGAUCGCCGCUUUCUUGUCGGAGUCGUACCCCGACAGCGACCAGGAGAUUGAGUUCGAGUCCUUCCUCCGGGAGUACCUGAAUCUGCAAGCAAGGGUAAGCGCCAAGGAAGGAAGCGCCACUGCUGGCGGCGGCGGGGCUGGCGGCCGCAAGAACUCGUCGUCGUUCCUCAAAUCCACCAUCACUACGCUGCUGCACAAUCUCAACCAGGCGGAGAAGUCUUCUUACGUGGCGCAUAUUAACACUUACCUUGGUGAAGACCCAUUCUUGAAGAAGUACUUGCCAAUCGACCCAUCCGGCAACCAGCUAUUCGAUCUUAUUAGGGAUGGUGUGCUGCUCUGUAAGUUGAUCAAUGUAGCUGUACCUGGGACCAUUGAUGAGAGAGCAAUAAAUAAGAAAAGAGUUCUUAACCCAUGGGAGAGGAAUGAAAACCACACACUGUGCCUCAACUCUGCAAAGGCCAUUGGAUGUACUGUUGUCAACAUUGGCACCCAGGAUUUAGUGGAAGGAAGGCCUCAUUUAGUUCUUGGAUUGAUAUCUCAAAUCAUAAAGAUUCAACUUUUGGCUGAUCUUAAUCUUAAGAAGACACCCCAGCUUGUGGAAUUGUUUGAUGACAGUAAGGAUAUAGAUGAGGUGUUGAGCUUGUCACCAGAAAAGAUGCUGCUUCGAUGGAUGAACCAUCAUCUGAAAAAGGCUGGCUACAAGAAAACUGUUAACAAUUUCUCUUCGGAUGUGAAGGAUGGUGAAGCCUAUGCUUAUCUUCUAAAGGCUCUUGCUCCAGAGACUUCCCCUGAAACCACACUGGAGACUAAGGAUCCUGAUGAAAGGGCAAAAAUGGUACUUGAACAAGCAGAGAAGUUGGACUGCAAAAGAUACCUUACACCAAAGGAUAUAACUGAGGGUUCUGCCAACUUGAAUCUUGCAUUUGUUGCACAAAUAUUCCAGCAUCGGAAUGGUCUAACUAGUGACAUUAAACAAGUUACACUCACACAGUCAGCAUCACGUGAUGAUGUUCUAGUAUCCAGAGAAGAAAGGGCCUUCCGAAUGUGGAUCAACAGCCUUGGGGUCGGGUCAUACGUGAAUAAUGUUUUUGAAGAUGUUCGCAAUGGAUGGGUACUUCUUGAAGUACUUGACAAAGUUUCUCCUGGAUCUGUCAAUUGGAAGUUGGCAUCAAAACCUCCAAUUAAGUUGCCAUUUAGGAAACUGGAGAACUGCAAUCAAGUUGUAAAAAUUGGGAAGGAGUUAAAGUUUUCAUUAGUAAAUUUAGCUGGGAAUGAUAUUGUUCAGGGAAAUAAGAAAUUGAUAGUUGCACUUCUGUGGCAAUUGAUGAGAUUUAAUAUCCUUCAAUUGCUAAACAGACUGAGAUCCCACUCCAAAGGAUCCCAAGGAAAGCAAAUUACUGAUGCAGAUAUACUGAACUGGGCAAACAGCAAAGUGAAAACAUCCGGAAGAACAUCUCGAAUGGAAAGCUUCAAGGAUAAGAGCUUAUCAAAUGGAGUGUUCUUUCUUGAACUUCUUAGUGCAGUUCAGCCAAGGGUUGUGAACUGGAAAGUGGUUACAAAGGGAGAAGCUGACGAGGAAAAGAAGCUAAAUGCUACCUACAUCAUUAGUGUUGCAAGAAAGCUCGGAUGUUCUGUGUUUCUACUGCCAGAGGACAUCAUAGAGGUGAACCAGAAGAUGAUCCUAACUCUUACAGCUAGCAUCAUGUAUUGGAGCCUGCUGAGACAACCACAGCCUGAAAUAUCUGAAGCAUCAGAGCCAUCUAGCAUGGCUUCGGACGCAACUUCCGACAUUGGCUCGGAGGAUGGUGCUUCGACAGCGGCACCGUCUGAGAGCGAAGAGGCAAACUCACUGUCCGACAGUCUAUCCACCCUGACCACAGACGACGCCACCUCAAAUGCUCCAGCUGCAGAAAACGGGAACGACGCCACCCCAGAUGCUCCACUUGCAGAAAACGGGAACGACGCCACCCCAGAUGCUCCACCUGCAGAAAACGGGAACGACGCCACCCCAGGUGCUCGACCUGCAGAAAACGGGAACGACGCCACAUGAUCCUGAUGGUUAUAUUUUCGUCCGUAGCGCUGUCCAUCAAUUAGCUUUAUAUACAAGGGUUGGUACCAAAAGUUGCUGCUGCUACCAGAAGUGAAUUUUUCUCCUGCUUUUCAGGUAGCAUAAUAGGUACACACCAUCAUACAGAUAGAUCGUAGCCGCCGUUUGUUCAUUAAGUUAAAUUUUGCUGAAUAGCAAGUACUAUACGGGAGAAAGAGAGAAAUACAGACACAUACAUAUAGUAGGCCGCCGGUUGGUUUGGUUGGCUGGCCAUUUCCUGUACACUCUUUAGUGCACAGCUCCAUUGCUCAACUCGUGCCUUGUCGGUCCGUCCAUGUGCUCCGUAUUUUUUCCUUCCAAUUUGCUGUACUGCUUGGACCAUUAUCAUUUUUGUACCAAACUGUCGUCGCUGCUGUGGAGUGUGGACCAUGCAUGAUGAGCUGUACAUAAAAAUGUUGAUUUCUGGCAUGCCAAGGAAUCGCUGUACUCCCUUCGUUCCUAAAUAUAAGUUUUUUUAGAGAUUCCACUACAACCUACAUACGGAUGUAUAUAGACAUAUUUUAGAUAUAUUUUAGAGUGUAGAUUUACUCAUUUUGCUCCGUAUGUAGUCCAUAGUGAAAUAUCUAAAAAGACUUAUAUUUAGGAAUGGAGGGAGUACACAUUAUGCUAGUAGUAGAAGUAUUGUUGGGGCAUUCUUGUUCCUUUGCGUGCAAUGUGACGUGUCGGAUAGCGAUUUGUAAAUCAGUGAGCGCGAUGUGCAUCGGGAAUUAUUAGUAGUAGCUGUUUGAAAUGGAUCAAUCACGCAUGCCUGGGAAUUAAUUAGCUGUUUCUUCUUCUUGACAGUAAUGGAUUUGCACCGUACUAUUCGUUGGUCUGCAUGAAUGAGACCCAGGACGUGCAUUCCGCAUGAACAAUACGGGUACCACUAAGCUGCUGGAAAAUUACUGGCGUUUCUUUUUUCUUAGAAGAGAAAGACAAGGGCGCUGCGGAACAUGGCACCGAGAUGACGAGUCGCGGGACUGCACUGCGUGUGCGUCUUCCGAUGAGCCUGCGUCGCGCAGGCAGCAGGCUACAUAAAUUCGCGGGCACACACACAGCGGCCGAGGUCACCACCGGGCCGGCCGGAGACAGCAGCAUAACCAUGCAGGGCUGGGCUCCAUGCCAUUUCCUCCCCUCCCCGCCUUGAUACUACGCACUGCUCCCUCCCUUGCUUGCUCCCCGAAGUCAAGUUGUAGUAAAGCCGGGGUGAGGCCACACCGCCACCACCACCACCCUCCGCCCCACCGCUGCACACCGUCGAUGGUUCCAUCCGUGCCCUGCCGUGCGCACGCGCGUCGUCGUCAAGCUGGAACCCGAUGCAUCGUCGUCGAGGUCGCUCCCGGGUGGCACCGGCCAUUGCCCCGGCUUCCUCCUCCGCGUGCCGUGUCCUCCGACGAUGGAGGAUAGUUGCUGCUGAUAGGGCGGUGACGUGGUGGUCGAGGAAUUGAGCCGGCCAGCUUUGCCACCAUUCCUAUCAUCCGCGGCGACAUGGCAUACAUGGGGCACGCCAGGCAUUUCAUCUCCUACCUUCUCUACCUAGCUAGUUACUAUACUAGUUAGUACUCAGUAGGGGUUAUAUUAGCAGUAGUUAGUUUCUUGCUCUUCGUUCUCGUUUUAGCUUUUCUCUGCAACCGACCAUACCACGGUUGCUGUUGCUGUGAAUAACCUUGGCUAUUGAUUUGUAUCUGUUUUCGGGGAAGAGAAAUCAGCCGACGGGUUUCGAUCCUA
Molecule: messenger RNA, 4192 nt
Organism: Aegilops tauschii subsp. strangulata
Lineage: Eukaryota; Viridiplantae; Streptophyta; Magnoliopsida; Poales; Poaceae
Product: fimbrin-4
Biological process (GO): actin filament bundle assembly; actin filament network formation
Cellular component (GO): actin filament bundle; cytoplasm; actin filament
Molecular function (GO): actin filament binding
Source: RefSeq, a predicted model, not a curated record